CAACCCCCCCCAAAAAAAAAAAAAAAAAGAGAGAGAAAAUCUAAAAAUAGAAAAGGAGAGCAAAAUUGGUCAUAUUUGCUAAACUUGGGUUUUGGAAUUUAAGGUGGGCUUCUAUCUCAACAUUUUUCCGGUUCUUCCUCUUUGGUAAGAAUCCUUUGUAUGUGUUUGGGUUUGUGAUCGAUCUUCCGCGCUUUUCUUAAUAUUGCAUACCUUCAUCGCACAUAUACACCUUUUACUUUCUGGGGCGUUCCUGUUGUGAUUCUCAGUCCGAUUCGCAGGGUCUAGCCUGCAUCGGUUUUUUUUUUUUCUUUUUUUUUUUUUUUUUUUUUUGGGUGUGUGUUUGUGUUUUUUUUUUCUUUAUUUUUUCCCUAGAUUGAUUUUGUUCUAAGGCAUGAAUCUCUAGGGGUUGUGAAUUUUUUUUUUUUUUUUUUUUUGUGUUUAUAGAUUGGUUUUGUGUAGAUUGUGAGAAACCCCAUUUAGAAGAGUUUGUGUUUGAUCAUCUGGGUAUCUAUCAGGUGGUCAAAUUUUACGAAUCUAACAUGGUUUCAUCUUCGUAAAAAUUUGUGAAACUUUGUGGAGGUUUUAAUUUCGAAACUUCUGCAUUGUCUGGAAAGCUGUGAAAUUUGUGUUGAAUUUUUCCAAGUUUUGAUUGGAAAAAAUGUCGUCGGCCGGUGUUGCUGCACUUAGUCCAGCUCGAAACGAGCGUACAAUUUCUCCUAAUUUCUUCCAUGCCCACUCGGGUUUGUGCUUGAACGAAUCUAUUUUGAUUUAUCUCUCUGUUUCGGGGUCUAUGACUCCCAUGAGUGUCUUCAAUUCUGAUUCCAUUGAGUCGGUGAAGCUAAGGAUCCAAACAUAUAAAGGAUUUGUGGUGAAGAAUCAGAAGUUGGUUUGUGGAGGCCGGGAACUGGCACGGAGCAAUUCCUUGCUCCGGGACUACGGGGUUGCUGAUGGGAAUGUCUUACAUUUGGUUCUUAAGCUUUCUGAUCUUCAGCUCAUCAAUGUUCGAACUUUUUGUGGGAAGGAACUUACUUUACAUGUCGAACGCGGCAGAGAUGUUGGAUAUGUUAAACAAAAGAUUGCAAAGAAAGGGAAAGAGUUUUUUGAUCUUGAGGAGCAAGAAGUCGUGUGUGACGGUGAGCGGCUUGAGGAUCAGAGACUCAUUGAUGACAUCUGUAAACACAAUGAUGCCGUGAUACAUUUAUUGGUUAGGAAAUCUGCAAAAGUUCGGGCUAAACCAGUGGAAAAGAAUUUUGAAUUGUCUAUUGUAGCACCACAGGUGAAUGAUAGAGAUAACGGAGAAAAUAAUAAGAAACAUUGUGAUGUUGGUGAACAUUAUCGUAGAAGAGAGUUUAAAGUAGAUGGGAAAAUUCUGCCUGCUAGGGAAGUUUUGUUGGAGCCUAUUAUUGUUAACCCCAAGACUAAAUUGCCUUCGGUGGUUUGGGAUAUGGUUAAUGAUACAUUUGAUGGAUUAGAUAGUGGAAAUUUUCCAGUCAGGUCUCUGGAGGGUACAGGGGGAGCAUAUUUUAUGCUGGAUUCAUCAGGGAAAAGAUAUGUCUCUGUUUUUAAGCCUAUUGAUGAGGAGCCCAUGGCUGUUAAUAAUCCUCAGGGGCUUCCAGUGUCAUUGGACGGUGAAGGGUUGAAAAAGGGUACAAGAGUCGGAGAAGGAGCAUUCAGGGAAGUUGCAGCUUACAUUUUGGAUCAUCCAAAGAGAGGCUGCAAAACAUCCUUAGGUAACGAGAUGGGCUUUGCUGGUGUCCCACCCACAUUUAUGGUCAAGUGCUUCAAUGAAAAUUUCAACCAUCCUGGUGCGGUGACUGUGAAGGUUGGGUCUUUGCAGAAGUUCAUGGAAAAUAGUGGAAGUUGUGAGGAUAUGGGCCCCGGGGCAUUUCCAGUUGAGGAAGUACAUAAAAUCUCUGUGUUGGAUAUAAGAUUGGCAAAUGCAGAUAGGCAUGCUGGGAAUAUAUUGCUGAGUAAAGGGGAAGAUGGCCGAACUGUGCUUAUUCCAAUUGAUCACGGCUACUGCUUACCAGAAAGUUUUGAAGAUUGUACAUUCGACUGGCUUUACUGGCCACAAGCUCGUAAACCUUACUCCAAAGAGAUAAUUGAUUACAUCAAUUCACUAGAUGCUGAAGAAGACAUUGCACUUCUUAAGUUUCAUGGAUGGGAACUGCCGCUUGAAUGUGCCCGCACACUCCGCAUCUCAACCAUGCUUCUGAAGAAGGGAGUGCAGAGGGGGCUCACUCCCUUUGCAAUCGGAAGCAUAAUGUGCAGAGAAACCUUGAAGAAAGAAUCCAUUAUUGAGGAGAUUGUCCAAGAGGCUCAUGAUUCUGUGCUUCCUGGGACAAGUGAAGCUGCGUUCCUUGAGACCGUCUCUCAGAUUAUGGAUCGUCACCUUAAUGAGAUUGCUGGAUAGCCUCGUUGAUUGAUGGCUGUUGUUGAAUCCUAGGUAUUCAUAUACGUAUAUGUAUAUGUACAUGCGAUUAAUGUACAUUUGUAUGUAUGGCAGGACGAACAUUAUCUUUUGUCCAUGCACAGUCGAAAGGAAGAUUUUUUCGGUUUCUUUGUUAAUUCUUUUAUUGGAGAUUACUAAAGUGGCUUGGAUUGAAAUGAAAAGUCUAAUAUAAUCGACUUUUCAUGCAAGUAUUUUUAAAGCUGUAUUGACGACAGAAAAUAAUAUCAGUUUUCUUUUUUUAUUA
Molecule: messenger RNA, 2696 nt
Organism: Ziziphus jujuba (common jujube)
Lineage: Eukaryota; Viridiplantae; Streptophyta; Magnoliopsida; Rosales; Rhamnaceae
Product: phosphatidylinositol 4-kinase gamma 4
Exons: 2
Coding region: 659-2413 (584 amino acids)
Molecular function (GO): protein binding
Source: RefSeq, a predicted model, not a curated record